Molecule: messenger RNA, 3403 nt
Organism: Ochotona curzoniae (black-lipped pika)
Lineage: Eukaryota; Metazoa; Chordata; Mammalia; Lagomorpha; Ochotonidae
Gene: FOXP3
Product: forkhead box P3
Exons: 10
Coding region: 1781-3364 (527 amino acids)
Biological process (GO): regulation of transcription by RNA polymerase II
Cellular component (GO): nucleus
Molecular function (GO): DNA-binding transcription repressor activity, RNA polymerase II-specific; RNA polymerase II cis-regulatory region sequence-specific DNA binding
Source: RefSeq, a predicted model, not a curated record
GCUGCCAGGCCAGAGCAGCACAAAACAUCCACUCACUCACCAACAUUGGUAUUAGUUUACUCAGGCUGCUGUAAUAAGGCCUGGCUAACUGAGUGGCUUGAAUAACAGAAGUAUACACUGGCCCCCUUGGACAGUAAUGGGGGAGCCAGAAGUCCAAGGGUGACACUCAAGGACAUCAGCAGGACUGGUUCCUUCUGAGAGCCAAGCGAGAGAUAUGCACAUGUCUCCUAGCUUCUAAAAUGGUGUUCCAGCCAUUUUUGGCACUCCUUGGUUUGUAGGAGCAUCACCCCAUCGCUGCCUCCUUGCAUUAUUACCUGCUGAUGUUCCCUCAGGCCCUUGCUCUGAGCCCACAUAUACCUGUAAUCUUCUUGCUUCUUAUAGGGUAAAGCUUUAGCCUUCCGAGACACUGGAUCUCUCAGACCUGGAUUCUCACAUCCAUCCCCAUCAGCAUCUCGACUGUAACAUCCCUUGAAAGCUGACAGCAAGGAGAGGGACAGCUGUUCCCCCAGAAUUAUCUUGCACACUUCCCCAGGGCUGCUCUCAUUAGCUAUGUGCCCAACCUAGUGUUAUGGGGUAGGAUGGGGACGGACACACACACACACACAAGGAAAGAAAUAGAGGUCUCCAGUUACCACAGGCCUAUAGAAACCCUGUGCAUGAGUGUCCCAUUCAGUGAAACAGGCAUGGCACUGGGCAGCCCUUUCCUGCCUUCGCUUCCUCUUCAACUGGCAUUACAGGAUCUUGCCCACUGGGGAGCAGAGCUCAACAGAGGGGCCUCGAGCCAGUUGUAUAGAGGGCUUUGAGGAUAAGGGAAAAGGUUAGGUCAUGUGGGAUUUGGAUAAGGGAGGAAGAAAAGGAGUGGGCAUUCCGAGCAGGACAGAUCAUACAAGCAAAGUGAGUGGAAAUUGGAGUGACUGCUAAUGGGGCUGGGGAACUCUCACAGGUCCUAGAGGAAGGGAAAGAGAGAAAGAGAAAAAAAAGAGAGGGAGACUUCUCUGCUGUGGUACCUGCCAUACUGACUCCAUGCAGUGCAGGAGCCUGGAACUGGCCAGACUCUGGUGUUCAGCCGCCCACCCAGCAUGCCUACUCAUCAGAUCUAAUACCAGACCAUCUGUAAUCAUAUACCCCUGGAUUAUCACUGCUGCUUCUAUUCUCUCUCCUAUGUCCCCUAUCACAGAUAGUAUCUACCUGGGCUGCCAGCUGCCCAGGCUAAAAUCCAGAAAUCACUUUGGCCUCCCCUCUUGCAACCCCUGCACCCAAGUUCCAGCAACCUCUCCUGGCUCCACCUGGAAAAGCAGACUUAGAAGCUAUUCACUUCUCACCAACUCCCCUACGCCUCAUUCCCAGCCUAUGCCACCAGCACCACUUGCCUGGACUGUUGCCAUAACCUCCUUAUUAGUCCUGUCUUUUCAAGUGCAUGUUCAAGUCACAGGGAAGGUGGGGAGGUAGGGGGGGAAGAAUCUAGCGAGCAUCCCUGGCAGGAUGGGCAAAGGUUGUGUUGGUUUGUGCAGGGUGCAGCAGGCAGGGGGACCAGGAGCUGAGGCUUGAAACCAGAGUGCAAGUCCAGGGGAACUGGCUGAGACUUACUCUGCCUGAGGCCCCACAAACCAAUCACUUGUCACCCUGAUGGAGGAUGCAUCCACACUAAAUCUGUGCUGGCAGGCCCAGUGCCAGGCCUGUCCUGUGCUCCUGAGGGAGCAGAGGCACACAUAUGUGAAUAUACACAUGCACUUGUAUUUGUGAUACCAAUGUGUGCAGCCAGGAGGACUUGCCCAGGCUAAUGACAAUGUCCACAUGGUUUAGAGGAUGGUAUCUUGCCCUACCCCAACACGUAUGUGACUCCCUCUCCCUGUGUUCCCACAGCCUGCUCUCAGACAAGGACCCAAUGCCCAACCCCAGGCCUACCAAGCCUUCGGCCCCUUCCUUGGCCCUUGGCUCAUCCCCAGGAACUUCGCCCAGCUGGAAGCCAACACCCAAGGCCUCAGACCUAUUGGGGGCGAAGAGCCCAGGGGGAACCUUCCAGGGCCGGGACAUCCGAGGUGGAGCUCAUACCUCCUCCUCCUCCUCUUCCUCCUUGAAUCCCAUGCCACCAUCGCAACUGCAGCUGCCCACAGUGCCCCUAGUCAUGGUGGCACCCUCUGGGGUGCGGCUGGGCCCUUCGCCCCACUUGCAGGCACUCCUGCAGGACAGGCCACACUUCAUGCACCAGGUACGGACCCGCAGGGACGAGCAGGGAGGAGGGAUCAGGUGGGGGGGGACUGUGGGGAGGGAGCCCGGAGCCAAGUUGAACUGCAGCCUAUAUGUACCCCCUUCUCCAACCCAGCUCUCAGCAGUGGAUGCCCAGGCCCGGACCUCCGUGCUGCAGGUGCGCCCAUUGGAGAGCCCAGCCAUGCUCAGCCUCCCCCCACCGACCGCCACUGCCGGGGUCUUCUCCCUCAAGGCCCGACCCGGCCUGCCACCCGGUAACAUCUCAACCUGGCACCCCACGGCUUCACAGAACCCGACUCCUCAAAUCCUUGAACGAAUCAAUGUGGCCAGCUUGGAGUGGGUGUCCAGGGAGCCAGCACUACUCUGCACCUUCCCGAGCUCCAGCACACCCAGGAAGGACAGUACUCUUUCGGCUGCGCCCCAAGGCGCCUACCCAUUGCUGGCUAAUGGCGUGUGCAAGUGGCCAGGAUGUGAGAAGGUCUUUGAGGAGCCUGAGGACUUUCUCAAGCACUGCCAGGCAGACCACCUCCUGGACGAGAAGGGCAGGGCGCAGUGUCUCCUCCAGAGAGAGGUGGUACAGUCUCUAGAGCAGCAGCUGGUGCUGGAGAAGGAGAAGCUGGAUGCUAUGCAGGCCCACCUGGCCCGCAAAAUGUCACUGAACAAGGAUCCAUCUGUGGCGCCAUCUGACAAGGGGUCCUGCUGCAUCGUAGCUGCUGGCGCCCAGGGCAGCAUUGGGCCUGCCUGGCCCAGCUCCCAGGAAGCCUCAGACAGCCUGUUCGCGGUACGGAGGCACCUGUGGGGUAGCCAUGGCAACAGCACAUUCCCAGAGUUCUUCCACAACAUGGACUACUUCAAGUUCCACAACAUGAGGCCCCCUUUCACCUACGCCACCCUCAUCCGCUGGGCCAUUCUGGAGGCUCCAGAGAAGCAGCGGACGCUCAAUGAAAUCUACCACUGGUUCACACGCAUGUUCGCCUUCUUCCGAAACCACCCUGCCACCUGGAAGAAUGCCAUCCGCCAUAACCUGAGCCUGCACAAGUGCUUCGUGCGGGUAGAGAGUGAGAAGGGGGCCGUGUGGACCGUGGAUGAGUUCGAAUUCCGCAAGAAAAGGAGCCAGAGGACCAGCAGGUGCUCCAACCCUACACCUGGCCCCUAACUACAAAGAAAGGAAAGAAGCAAGGGCAGAAGGGCCAAA